Molecule: messenger RNA, 495 nt
Organism: Erythranthe guttata (spotted monkey flower)
Lineage: Eukaryota; Viridiplantae; Streptophyta; Magnoliopsida; Lamiales; Phrymaceae
Source: RefSeq, a predicted model, not a curated record
AUGUUGUUCGAUCAAUCGAAUGGAUACCUUGUUGAUGACAAUUUAGUGAUUGGAGCUGAAGUUCUUGUCAUCAAAAGACUCCCAGUCAUCGAGAAUGUUGCUCUCUUCAAACCGACAGAAAAUUCACAAAAACGCGAUUGGAAUAUUCAAGAAUUUUCUAAAUUGGAACAAAAUGUUUGGAUUUCUGAAGAAUUUACCAUCACGAAUGUCAAUUGGAAAAUGAAGUUAUACCCAAAUAUAGAUUCCAAUUCAGAGGGUAGUGGAUUGUCAAUGGAUUUGGUGUGUGCAAGUGCCGAUACAUUUGAUGUUCAUCAAAAAGUAAAGGCUGAGUUUUGUAUGCGCCUAAAAGUUUCUCAUUGGUUUACAUCUUUGGAUAAAAUAUGUGGACAAAAGGCAUUCUUAAGCUUUGCUACCGUUCGUAAUCCCGAAAAUGGUUUUCUUGUUGGUGAUUCUUGCACUCUACAAAUAGAAAUUUAUGUGCAACUUGUUGUGUGA